Molecule: messenger RNA, 709 nt
Organism: Anoplophora glabripennis (Asian longhorned beetle)
Lineage: Eukaryota; Metazoa; Arthropoda; Insecta; Coleoptera; Cerambycidae
Exons: 2
Coding region: 94-438 (114 amino acids)
Source: RefSeq, a predicted model, not a curated record
UCGUAGAAUAAGUGGUGAACAAAGUUGCUAAAGAAAAGGUGCUCGUGGUUUAUAAGUAGUUUUUGUUCAUUGAAUCAACAAUCGCUAACAAGAAUGAAUCUUGGUAUCAUCUUCUUAACCGUCAUCUCCCUAGCCUUCGCCGACGAGCUCUCCGACUGCAAAUGCUUAGAAGGAUACCGCCCCCAGUUAGACGAAGACGGUCACGCCAUGUGCUACGGCAUUCACGUGAAGGCCUUCGCGCCCUGCAACCUGAUCAAAAAACCGAGAUGUCAGUGUGGUCCCGAAGUCACAGGAAUCCUCAACGACGCCUCUGGGGUGUGGUGCGUAAAGUACAACAGGGGCAGUCAAGUGAAGAGGUGGCGCUGCGAGAAUAGGGAGGAGUGGGAAACUUUCUUCAGCCAGCAUCCUAAUAUUCAACGAACUAAUGGUCGGAAUUAGGAAUAGUGCCUAAAAAAUAUAUUUAAAUAAUCAAAAUUCACUUAAGAAGCUUGUGGUAUCGAUUGUUAAUUUAAAAAAAUGUUGUUAUACAGUAAAUUAGUCUCGUUUUGUACUAUUUAUCAAGAGUAUUUUCAAUAUUGAUAUGUGUAUUGAUGUGUCAUUUGAUAGAUACAUUUGAUAUAAUGUACCUGCACCACGCUUUACGUCAUUAUAAUGUUAAUGUAUUAUAAAAAAAUAAAAGUAAAAAAUAAAAUAAAAACAAUUUCAAUUU